UCGGGCGGCGCGGCGGCGGCGAGGAUGCAGUGGCGGGCGGUGUAGCUGCCCGCUGGGCCCUUCAAACAUCCGCAGCCAUGAAGUACAAGAAUCUUAUGGCAAGAGCCCUGUAUGAUAAUGUCCCUGAAUGUGCAGAAGAGCUGGCCUUCCGCAAAGGUGACAUUUUGACAGUGAUAGAACAGAACACCGAAGGUCUUGAAGGAUGGUGGCUCUGCUCCUUACAUGGCCGGCAAGGCAUCGUGCCAGGCAACCGUGUGAAACUCCUUAUAGGUCCAGUGGUACAGAAAGGUCCUUCUGGCCAGGAUAUGUCCAGUUCAGGAUUGACACAUCAGUCCUUCAACCAACAAAAGAUCUAUCAAGUGCCAAGCUCACAUGCCUCAGCACGGGACCCAGUUUACCAAGUGCCACCUUCCCAUCUGAACCAGGGAAUUUACCAAAUACCCACUGGUCACAGUCUACCAGGACAAGAUGUUUACCAGGUGCCACCCUCAAUGCAGAGAUGUAUUGAUGGCCUAGCUCUGAAUAACAAGGUAGUAACUCCAGUCAGAUCAGGACAAAGUUACGUUUAUGAACACCCUUCCAAAUAUCAGAAGGAUACCUACGAUAUCCCCCCUGUUCGCUCUCUCCAAGGGAUAUAUGACAUUCCCCCCACGUCGGUUAAGGGGCCUGCACUUCCAGUUCCCGUGGGAGAAGCUAAGGCUUUAGGAGUCUAUGACAUACCACCUGCCAAAGUGGUCUAUGCUACAGCUCCAUCUGCAUGCCGAGAUGAUACAGGCCUGAGGGAAAAUUUGCAGGACUUUUCAUCUCCAGUGGGCUACAGUGUAAGACCAGAAGGAGUAUAUGAUAUUCCUCCUCCCAUCACCAAAGCAACUGGGAAAGAACCCAAUAAAUUUUCUCCCGAGAGCUUUUCAUUGACGGAUGGAGUGCCACAGAAACAGAAUGUUUAUGACAUCCCCAUAAACCAUCAAAACCAUUUCCUUGGACAGCAAAUAGCAGCUCAAAAAGAUGUUUAUGAUACCCCAAGGGGAAUUGCAUUCCGAGGACAACAGACAGGAGUCAGCGAAAGUGUCACCUCAGAAGGAAGGGAAGGUGUGUAUGAUGUGCCACCACCAGUCCUCCAAGACACUAAAAGCGUACAGGAUGUGACUGAUGGCAUAAAUAGGUUGUCUUUUUCCAGCACAGGAAGCACAAGGAGUAACAUGUCCACGUCUUCAACAACAUCAAAAGAGUCUUCUUUCUCAGCAUCGACUGCACAGGACAAAAGAUUAAUCCUUGAUCCAGACACUGCAUUAGAGAGGCUUUAUCAGCUCCAGCAGAUGGUGGAGACGGCAGUGAACAACCUCAUGGCCUUCACUACAGCAGACUGGCGGUCUUAUGGAUAUAUGGAGAAACACAUCAAUGAGAUUCACACUGCUGUGGAUAAGGUAGGGCAGUCACUGUUGGAGUACCUCCAGUUUGCAAAAGGAUCAGCAGCCAAUGCUUCCUGCCUCUCCGAGUUCAGCCUCCUUAACAAAAUGAGGAGGGAGGUGCAAAGGCUGGAGGACUCUCACCAGAUCCUUACCCAAACCAGUCACGACUUGAACAGCUACAACUGGUCUUUGAAUGUUCUAACCGUCAACAGGCUGCAGAAUAAGUGUGAUGACCUGGAUCGGUUUGUUAUGGUGGCAAGGACGGUCCCGGAUGAUGCCAAGCAGCUGACCACUACCAUCAGUGUCAAUGCAGAGGUGCUCUUCAAGCAGGCGUUGAGCAGCUCACGUUUCAGAAACACACCAGAGAAUGUCAUGAAUGCUGACUAUGUCUAUGACAAUCCUCAUAUGCAGCGUCAUGGAGAAAAAGCACAGAGCCACUGCAGUUCCCUUCCUCCACUCAUGAGUAAAGGGCAGCACCCUCACAAUACAACUAGUGAGAGCUCGGAAAGGAGCUGGAUGGAUGACUACGAUUAUGUUCACCUGCAGGGGAAAGAAGAAUUUGAAAGGCAACAGAAGGAGCUGCUGGAAAAAGAAAAUAUCAUCAAGCAGAGCAAAAUGGAACUGGAACACCAUCAGAUCAAUCAGUUUCAACGUCUGGAGCAAGAGAUCACAAAGCCAGUUGAAAAUGACAUCUCUAAAUGGAAGCCUCCUCAAACUCUGCAGACUGCAAACAGCACUGCUACCUCCCGUGACAGCCAGCUGCUUUUAUUCUACUUUGACCAAUGCGAGACCCACUUCAACUCCCUCCUAAAUGCUAUCGACGCCCUUUUCAGUUGCGUCAAUGCCUCCCAGCCCCCCCGAAUCUUUGUGGCUCACAGCAAAUUUGUCAUUUUGAGUGCUCACAAAUUGGUGUUCAUUGGGGACAUGCUCACAAGGCAAGUGACGACUCAGGACAUACGCAACAAAGUGACUAACUCCAGCAACCAGCUGUGUGAACUGCUGAAGAGUGUUGUUCUGGCUACCAAGACGGCUGCCCUGCAUUACCCCAACACAGCAGCCCUGCAGAAGAUGGUGGACCAAGUUACGGAGCUGUCUCACCACGCACAGUUGUUCAAACUCUCACUGGUGCAAAUGGCAACCUGAUGAAACCUAGCAGAAUCCAAAUCCUGAGCAGCAAGAGAAGAGCAGACCAACUGGAGCAAUUUUUUAUGUAAAAGUUGCCAUUUUAAUUUGUGUAGAUUUUCUUUUAUAAUGAAGCGUGUUGAGUACGUUCUUACGCUGUAGAGACUCUCAUGAAAUCAGGGAUCUGGGAAUAUAUCUGGCUCUGUAUGAUGUUUCUAAUACACGUUUAGAUUCAUGCCCACCACAUAUAUGUAUAUGUUGCUACGUUCCCUAAAAUAUCAAUGAAGCACCUUAAAAACCAUGCCUGUUUCCUUUCUGUGUGUGUUAGCUGGAUGCUGCAUUCUUCCUUGUUUCAUUCCAUCUUGGUUUUGGCACAUGGACUUGGAUUGCAAAACCUGCUUGUAGUGAACCAUGAAGUGAGUGUAAUGGUUCUCAUAGAACUCCAGGUCCUUCUUAGAAAUGAAAGUUAACUCUCUUCCUGGUCUUACUUUGCUUUGUACAGCAUCCAGUCAUUCUGAUGAGUGUGUAUGCACAACUGCAGCAAGCAGUGCAUCAAGCAAGGCAGACAGUGUUUGGGAGAGAAGCAGUUUUUUGGUCACAAAAGAAACAGAACCUCCUAAGGAGGAAGGUGGACUCAUUUACUAUCUCAUGGUAUUCAAAUGUUGCUGUUUCCAAUAACUGCAACUUGGGACUUCAAAGCGUGGAUGGAUACCCAGCGAUGUAAAUUCAUACACGUUUACCUUGGAUGUCCUUGCGUUGACAAUUAGGUUUGUCAGGCUCUAAAGCCUUAGUGUUUAUGGACUUGAGGUUGUCCUGAGAGCAUCUCAGGAUCUAUUGGGCUCAUCUUUGAGGCUGCAGAUGAGCAAUGGCUCAAAAUACCAGUUGCUUCCAGAGGGAUUAACAUGCAAAUUAUAAUUUGCAUUGAAAGAAGCUUAGUUCAAAAUUACAGGUAUUUAAACAUCUCUAUAACAUAUAAAUAUAUUAAUGAAGAAAUAGCACUUAUUUUUCUAGGAUAUAUUCUUAGGAAUUAAUUGCAUCUAUUGCAGUUCUGACUUCCUUUCAACUAUGGGGCGCUUUUUUGCAAAUUCUGUUGCACAGGUGCUGGUCCUUCUGCGCUGCACUGUUGCCAAAAAAAUGACCUCCUGUUUUAAUGGGGCCAUUUCAUCAGUAAGUACACACAGUUCCACCCAGUAAUUUUCAAUUUAGACCCUUAAAAUCAGUUAGUGGAGUGGUUGACUCCUUUAGAAACUUCAUGUAUGCUAGCUGCUCUGAAACACAUUACCAGCUUCUUUCUCUUCAAUGCCCUUUGUGAACCCCAUAAAAAAAAGUCACAGAACACCAGUUGCCUGCCUGUGGUCCUCAGACUAAAAGCCGUGCUUCAAAUAGAGCAAUAGCUUGGGUAAAAUCCAGGUGGUUCUGGCAUUUUUAAAGCUACCAUUUUUGCAUAAUUCAGGCUAUUCCCUCAUGGAUGUGUUCUGAGCAUUCGCAUUAGCAAGCAGAUCCCUGGUAAAUCCAGUCAUGAGAUGGGGAACACCCAAUAAAAAGGCACCUCUGCCGCACUUGUCACUUUCCCAGGGUGUAUCUCAACAUGUGCCUUACUGAAAUGGGAUUUGUUGUCUUGGAUGACAAAGCCAUUUCAACAGCAUGUGAAAUCUUGAGCCUUAAUGUGUUGUCUCGGAGGGAGGACUGCUCUUGCACUGAUGUCACUUCCAGAGUCUGCAGAAAGUCCCUGAAAGAGCAGCGGGAGCCAGCACAACCUCAGCUGCCCCGGGAUCAGCUUUGGGGAUUGGCUCUGGUGUAACAUCCAGGAAGGGCAGUUCUCUUAUUGUAACCGAUAGCCAGUUGCCAGAAACCAGUCCACAUGAACCUGUUUUGUACUAUUGUUGAGGAUUCUUUUGGAUGUCUGUGUCCACUUUUUUUCCUCUGUAUAUUCUUGGAGAGAAAGUGUUUUGAAACUUAGUGGUUAUGUUGAUAGUUUGUACUUUGAAGAGGAGAACUUUCAUUGCAAGCCUGUAUUACAGUUUGUUAUCUUGUAGAGAGACAUUGUAAAAUGAUUAAAUGGUUAGCUUUUUUAUAUUAAAAAA
Molecule: messenger RNA, 4615 nt
Organism: Colius striatus (speckled mousebird)
Lineage: Eukaryota; Metazoa; Chordata; Aves; Coliiformes; Coliidae
Gene: NEDD9
Product: neural precursor cell expressed, developmentally down-regulated 9
Exons: 7
Coding region: 78-2552 (824 amino acids)
Biological process (GO): cell migration; cell surface receptor protein tyrosine kinase signaling pathway
Cellular component (GO): plasma membrane; cytoplasm
Molecular function (GO): protein binding
Source: RefSeq, a predicted model, not a curated record